Molecule: messenger RNA, 504 nt
Organism: Penicillium canariense
Lineage: Eukaryota; Fungi; Ascomycota; Eurotiomycetes; Eurotiales; Aspergillaceae
Product: GMC family oxidoreductase
Exons: 1
Coding region: 1-504 (167 amino acids)
Molecular function (GO): flavin adenine dinucleotide binding; oxidoreductase activity, acting on CH-OH group of donors
Source: RefSeq, a predicted model, not a curated record
AUGGGCAGCUAUAUUACCGUGAUGGUCGAUCUCGUUCGUCCUGUUUCCGAUCCGGGCGAAGUCACGCUCAAUAGCGCCGAUGCUCUGCAGCAAGCCAACAUCAAUUUGAAUUAUUUCAAUAAUGACCUCGAUAUCAUCGCUAUCCAAGAGGGUAUCAGAUACAGCUAUGAUGUCUUGAAGCAUGGCGACGGCUUUAAGGAUAUUAUUCUGGAUGAAUAUCCAUGGGAGAUGCCGUUGGAUGACGAUGAGUUGAUGAAGAGAACUGUGUUGGAUCGGUCACAGACUUCAUUCCACCCCUGUGGUACCGCCCGUCUUUCGAAGACUAUCGACCAAGGAGUUGUGGAUCCUGCACUCAAGGUUCAUGGAAUCCAGAACCUACGUGUGGCAGAUGCGUCGGUGAUUCCCGUCAUUUCAGACUGUCGCACUCAGAACUCCGUCUACAUGUGCGCCGAGAAAGGUGCUGACGCGAUCAAGCUGGACCACAGAGACAUCUACGCUCAUUAG